Messenger RNA from Corylus avellana, 1273 nucleotides. Its product is annotated as etoposide-induced protein. Gene Ontology annotation, biological process: macroautophagy. The record is from RefSeq and is a predicted model, not a curated record. Lineage: Eukaryota; Viridiplantae; Streptophyta; Magnoliopsida; Fagales; Betulaceae. Gene Ontology annotation, cellular component: endoplasmic reticulum.
CUCUCUCUCUCUCUCUCUCUCUCUCUGUGUAAUGGAAGCCUCAAAGCCGUUAAUGAAGCAUUACAGCGCAAAAUUAAAGCAAGCGACGCUGCUAUGGCUAGAGGGUUUUAGAGAGGCCUGUUGUCUUCACCGGGUGGUCAUUCUCUGCUACAGGUCGAGAGAGCUUUUGAUCAGAACUGGGCAAUGUUUUCUACUGAAUGGUUUUAUUUUCUUAGGAAGUAUGUUUGUCCUCAACAGAGUUGUCGUCCCAAUGCUCCACUGGAUAUUACCUGAUCAGAGCUCACAGUUUAGUUCUCAAAUAGCAUUAUCACUUGGUUGCAUUUUGAAAUUUUAUUCCAUCAUUCGUCAUGGACUCAUACAACUCUUUUAUGUCUUUUGGUUCUACCCAUUGUAUGUGUUCAGCUUAAUUCUAAGCAAUAUCUGGUACAAUGACAUUGCCAAGUUUGGUUUUGCUGCAAUGGGGAGAUCUGGGCCUUCUGGAGUGGAACCCUCAAGCCCAAGUGAGUCAAUAACUGCAAAAAGUACGAUUCAUACGAAAAGACUUGCUGGCCUGGGAGGGGUCGUGGUUGGAAUAGCAGAGCAGGUGUAUUCAGUUCUUCUUUUGAGCUUCUUCUUCUUAGAGGUUUUUGCUACAGGAUUUGUACCUUAUGUGGGGAAAGUGCUCAAUUUCCUACUACUAUCCUGGAUGUAUGCCUACUACUGUUUCGAAUACAAAUGGAACAUUUCUGAAGUGGCUCUCGAGAAAAGGCUGGACUUCUUUGAAUCUAACUGGGCAUUUUUUGCUGGUUUUGGAAGCCCCUGUGUUCUGGCUAUAUUUCUUUUCUCACCUCUUGUGAGCUAUGGGGUUAUGGCUAUACUCUUUCCACUGUUUGUUCUAACUGCAACAGGCUCAGGGGCUGAACAGGAUAUUUCUUUCCAAAGAAGAAAAUGGAAAGGUGUUGGAUUGGGAAGGCUUCCAAUAUUCUAUGCAGCGGACACUUUGUCACUGCGGGUGUUAUCUCUCUUGCCCUUGGAACAUCAGGACCAGAUUCAAGACAACAAGGCACAUUAAGAAGUUAUGGCAACGGCGUGCUCCAAGCAGAUUAUCAAAGAAAUUGUGCAUAAUGUGUGUGUACAUUAAGCACAAUAGUUGGAGAUAAAGCAUAAGAACAGCCUAAAGGUUUGGUUCUGUAUCUGGUGUACAUAAGGGUUCAUAUAUGUACGGUAAUUUGUUGAUUGCUAACUAUUGAUGGUCAGAUUUUGUGAACUUGUCGAUAGGGAGAAAUUUCUCUGA